AACUAAAAAAAAAAAGUCUUUAAAAUCUAAUUAAUAUCAAAUCUAUUUUUAUUUUUAUUUAUUUUUCUUUCAUAUUUUUAUACACUACACUAUACGUCAACAAUCUUAAUUCUCAUUUAAACAUAGCCUUAAGUUCUAUUGGUGGUUUUAAAAGCUGUCUCCUCAUAGAGUUCUUAUUUGUGAUGGGAUUGUACAGAUGACAACUGAGAUAACAGAUGUUGAGGAUGCAGGAACAUGGAGAGGUAAUAUAGAGAAAAUCUUUAUUGACAUCAUGGUAAAUGAAGUUAAUAAAGGUAACAUGGAUAGUGGUACAUUUAGUACCAACACAUGGAGAAGGAUCUUACUUGAGGUCAAUAGUCAAGGGAAAAGAAAUUUCAACUUGAAGCAGCUUAAACAAAAGUUUAAUAGACUACGUGCAAUGCACCGUGAGUUCUCUGAUCUUUUAAAGCAUACUGGAUUUGGUUGGGAUGCUGAAACUAACACAGUGCAUGCUCUAGAGGAAACCUGGCAAAAUUACAUUCGGGCACACCCAAAUGCAAAAAGAUUCCGCUCAAAGGGAUGCCCAAACUACAACUUGUUGGGAUUGAUCUUUAAUCCAUCAACAGCAACCGGUGCCCUCCACUACUCUUCCACCCAAGAUCCACCAAACACUGAUGAUGAAGAUGAGAUGGAUGACAAUUUGGAACAUGGUGGAGUGCAUGUGGAUGUAGAUACUGAGAUCCCUAAUGAUCCUCCACAACCAGAAAUGGCAGGAGGAGUGACCACCCGUUCUGGAAAGCGUGUAACUGAUUCUCUAUUAGAGCGUAAAGGUAAGAAAGAAUCCAGAUUAAGUCAAAUGGGAGAUGCUUUGAAAGCUUGGGUUGAGGCAUCAAAGGCUAGAACAGAAACAUCUCGAGCUAGAACUGAGGCAUUAUUGGCUAGAGUGGACAGAUAUAAGAGUGGAACUAGUAGUGAAGCUACUAGUGGAGGUACCACUGAUUUUAGCAUAACAAGGUGCAUGGCAGCCUUACAAACCAUUGAACUGUUAGAUAAUGACAAAUAUUUAAAAGCUGUUGAGAAAUUCACAGUGCCGGAGUGGAGAGAGAUAUUUAUGAAUAUGCCUGAUGAGAGGAAAAUGGCAUGGCUUGAUAGACUUUAAAUGUGAAUGUUUGGAUGCAUAACUAUUAUGAUGACAUUGUAAUAUGUACUAUUUAUCUUUUGGUUAGAAUCUUUUACCAUGCUCUUUAGUUUGUCAUUGUAUGGAUGUUAUUUAUGGUUAUGAAACUUAUAUUAUAACUACUUUAA
Vitis vinifera (wine grape) is the source of this 1284-nucleotide messenger RNA. RefSeq names its product L10-interacting MYB domain-containing protein-like. Lineage: Eukaryota; Viridiplantae; Streptophyta; Magnoliopsida; Vitales; Vitaceae. The record is from RefSeq and is a predicted model, not a curated record. Bases 197 to 1138 code for a protein of 313 amino acids. The transcript is spliced from 2 exons.